Molecule: messenger RNA, 2285 nt
Organism: Zootoca vivipara (common lizard)
Lineage: Eukaryota; Metazoa; Chordata; Lepidosauria; Squamata; Lacertidae
Gene: GNPTG
Product: N-acetylglucosamine-1-phosphate transferase subunit gamma
Cellular component (GO): Golgi apparatus
Source: RefSeq, a predicted model, not a curated record
UGCAGGCGCUUCCGGGUCUCGCCGGAGACCGAAGAUGGCGGCCUCUGCUGGCAGUGGAAGGAGGAAGCUGGAGGAGGAAGGGACGAGGGUCGUGAUGCGCGCGACGGCGUUUCUGCUGCUGCUGCUCCCUCUGAUGGGAGAACUGGCCGCUGGCGGGAAGAUGAAAGUCGUGGAGGAGCCCAACAGCUUCGGGCUCAACAACCCCUUCCUGCCUCCGUCAAACCGCCUCCAGCCCAAAGCGUCCCCUUCGCCUGUGGCAGGGCCGGCACAUCUUUUUAGGCUUGCAGGCAAGUGCUUCAGUUAUGUCGAAUCCAUGUACAAGUAUGAGUUCUGCCCCUUCCAUAAUGUCACCCAGCAUGAGCAGACAUUCCGGUGGAAUGCCUACAGUGGAAUUCUCGGAAUCUGGCAUGAAUGGGAAAUUGAAAACAAUACAUUUGUUGGUAUGUGGAUGAGAGAUGGAGAUUCAUGUGAAACCAGGAACCGACAAACAAAGGUUCUUCUUGUCUGUGGAAAGAACAACAAACUGGCUCACGUGUCUGAACCGAGCACUUGUGUUUAUUCUCUUACGUUUGAAACUCCACUAGUUUGCCACCCACAUUCUCUCUUAGUCUAUCCAGCUUUGCCGGAAACCCUCCGGAGGAAGUGGGAUGAAGUGGAACGGUUGCUUUAUGCCGAGCUAAUCACAAAACAGGGAUACAAGAAACGGUUGAAAGAGAUAUUUGAAGAAGCAGGCUUUUUUAAAUUAACUGGAGAGAAAGUGAGUGAGGGAAAGAAAGCAAAGCCUCAACACCUGGAAUUUGAUUCACUGGAAAAGUGCAAUAAGGAGUACAAAGAACUUUCUAAAGAUCUGAAGAAGCUUACAGAUUUACUUACUCAACAUGGAAUUUCGUAUGAAACAAGCCUGAAUGGAAACAGAGAUGAUAACCGUGCCACUCAGGCGGUUGUGACAGAAAAGCCAGCUCUUACUGUUGUUUCAAAGGCCGAUUGGCACCUGCGUGGAGACACAGGAACAUGGAAUGACUCCCUCUAAGGAAGAAAUCCCCCUGGACAACUUGCUCAGCAUUUGGGGUUUUCACAGCAAUUAGAAUUUAAUCCACAUUGUGUGGUUGUACUUGGGUUAUGGAACCUGUGACCCCUCAGAUGAGGCUGGAGUAUAGCUUCCAUCUUUCAGCAUAGGCCACGCUAACUGGACCUGAAGGGAGCUGGGAUUGAACAAGAAGCAUAUGGAAAGUCACAGGUUUCCUAUCCCUCUUCUGUACCCCACAGGGAAGAGCAGAAACUGUUAAAUAUAGGACAGUCUUUUCAGCAGGCCAGUAUCUAGUAGGAGCCUCUGCUGCCAACUCAGGACUCUCUUUUGGAGUGAAGGCAAGUGAGGGCUACCAAUUGAAGCUGUGGCAGCCUUUUUGAGCUUUGUGUCUUAUUGCUUCGUAACAGAGAAUGCUGCAAGUGAGGGCAGCAGUCUUAUGUACUGUGUGGUGUCUUGGGCCAGAAGAGGAUCCAUCCAAUAAAUUCCAGUCCUUAGAAUUUUAUUUAACAAAAGUGCUAGAGACCACAGUAUGGGUAUAGGUGGAGGGACCCAAUGCGGGAUUUAUCCCAAAGGAACAUUCCAAAUGACCAGUCAGUGUUGCAGGCAUGCACUAUGAAGAAAACUUCAAGCAGAACUUAGCCCCCUAUGCUUAAUUUUACUCCUAUAAUUCAGUAGGCCCCUCCACUGCUUUAUGAUAUAUUUCUGAUUGUUUCUACUAGGCUGCCAAGGCAAGAAACUUAACAUACUUGAUUUCUGCCACCGCUUUCAUUCAUUUCAGCGCGACACUGGGCAUGGAGACUGCUGUUCCAUAGGCCAGAUAUGUUUAUCCACCUUGAAAAGGCUCAAAAUUGCCCAUCUUGCCUUCCUACUAAGAACCGCCUACUUGAUCACAUGAGAUGGCCCACGGCCAGAGCAGAAGUGUCUCCAGCUGCUGUCUUGGCGGUUUGGUUGCCUUAGUAGCCACCAUAAUGCUGUAGGAAUAUCAAAGUACACUACAAUAGAUUUGGGGGGAGGGGUAGAAGAGGAGGGAAAGUCCAAGGCUUGGACUAAACACCCCCAAAGACAACAAACCAACCACUCAGGCUAAUAAUGGUUUAAUUCUGGGUGUUGUUGAGUAUAUGGGAAACAAUAUGCAGGAGGAGGUGGUGCAGCCAUACGUCAGGAUGGGUGCAAAGAUCUGGAGCCAGCCGAGGUUGACAAUGUGGAAAGAGAGCUGCUCAUUUUGGGAGCCACUGAUGGGUGAAGCAGCUCACAGAAA